UUAAGGAAUUAAAAUCCACAAAAAGAAAGAGAGAAUGAGAGAAAAAAGAGAAGCCCUUGGCAUUUGGGUGAAAGUAACUGUAAGAGUAUAUAAAUAGCAUUAAUGGUUGUCUUUAUUUUUUCCACAUAUCCCACAGAAGAUAGAGAGAGAGAGAGAGAGAGUUUCAUCCUUCAAACCAUCGAUUUCAUCUUCUUUUGAACAACUCCAAUGGCCGAUCAACUCACCGACGAACAGAUCUCAGAGUUCAAGGAAGCCUUCAGCCUCUUCGACAAGGAUGGCGAUGGCUGUAUUACUACCAAGGAACUUGGGACCGUAAUGCGGUCACUUGGGCAGAACCCAACUGAGGCUGAGCUGCAGGACAUGAUAAAUGAGGUUGAUGCUGAUGGGAAUGGUACCAUUGAUUUCCCAGAAUUUCUCAAUCUCAUGGCCCGCAAGAUGAAAGAUACUGAUUCUGAGGAGGAGCUUAAGGAAGCUUUCCGCGUGUUUGACAAGGAUCAGAAUGGUUUCAUCUCUGCAGCUGAGCUGCGCCAUGUCAUGACUAAUCUCGGUGAGAAGCUGACCGACGAAGAGGUUGACGAGAUGAUUCGCGAGGCUGAUGUUGAUGGUGAUGGGCAGAUCAACUAUGAGGAGUUUGUCAAAGUCAUGAUGGCCAAGUGAGGACCAAUCAACCAUAACCAAAAAUUUGAAAAGCACAUGAACAGAAAAGGGACAGGGCAGAUAAGUUUUGAUGAGAAUUCUAUUUUCAUUAGGACAUCAUUUUCAUUUGGGGUCAUUAGUUUUUGUUGGUCGGGUUUGUUUGCUUUAUUAUUGGUAUUUGCUCAUUAGUAUUCUACUUGUUUGCUCUGUCCCUUGUUUUACUAGUUUGGAUUAGUUGUGUCUCACCAUGCAUUUGUACUUCACUUUUCAUCUUUUUUGGGUUACUAUUUAUGAACAUGGAACAAUUGGUUGCAAUUUGUGCUUUUUACAUGUGGAUCACUAAUACUGUUAAUACCAUCCUAUGCUACAUGAUUGUUUCUGUGAUGAUUUUGCAUUCCUCGGCCUCAGUCUGAUGAUGAUGGAAAAAACUAGUCCUCGUUAGUGAACAAUUCAUGUGAAUUCCAUCAUCUUGAUUGCUCGCCCCUUUUCUUUCUCCUAGUGUGAAGUUAACAACAUAGCAACGAUCAAGAUCAAGAGUAUUAUAUUGGUUUAAUUAAUCUGGAGGUCCCUGGAUUAUUUGAGAAUUUUUAAAUAAGUUUUUAUCUUUUAAAAGUUUGUAAAUGGAUUACAGAAGUUUCCAAGCACUUCUAAUUGAGUCUCUGACCACAUUUCUGCUAAGUACAAGGACUAAAUUAACUUUUUUCAAACAAUUUAAGUACUUAUGGAAUAAUUAAAUUAAUGACUUAGUCCCUGAAUAAUUUAAUUUUUUUUCAAAAAUAAAUUCUUGUACUUAACAAAAUCCUAACGGAGGGAGGGACUCAAUAAUGAUUUUAAAAUUUAGGGAGUAAAUAAUACAUUUAUGAAGUACAUAGAUUUACAAAAAAAAUUCAAGUAGUUUAGGGACCUGUAGAAUAAUUUAACCUAUUAUCAUACUUUGUCAACACCUUUGUACUAAAAAAUGAAUUUUCUAAUUAAAGGAAUGUGCAGAUCAUAUGCCAAUUUGUUUUAUGAUUUCCAUUUUGGCAACUAGGAUAAUAUACUUUAAAACUAUACAUAAAAUGCAAGCAUCAAAGCGAUACUCAAAGUGAUGCACGUUGCAUGAAUGUAGCUUUCUAUUUCUAGGUCUAUAACCUCCCAAAAAUUACUGGAAACAACUGGUAACUAAUUUCCCAAAAUGAUUUAAAAGGCAUAUUGUCUUUCUCAAUAAUUUGUAAUAUGUAUUUUAAAGCAAACUGAAAAAUGUAAACACACCCAACAAGGGUGUUUAAUUAUUAUGAGUAGCAACUAUGUUAUAUUACUAUUAUUAUAAGAUAAUGGCUCAUCAUAUUAUUUAUUGUUAUAUUAAAUUCAUCAGAAAUUGAUGGCGCGCAGUCCACCAUGAGCACGAAAGAUUUUCCCUUACUGAUGCCACGAGAUUAAUUUCUUUCAGAAUGAAGCAUUCUGUUAGCAGAAGCAGAUCCAAUCCCAAAUCCAAAUCCAAAUCCAAAACCACUAAAAGCCGGAUCAGAUGCUGCUUUUGAAUGAAGAUUCCAAACAUUGCAAAGGGUUGUUGUUGAUCACAAAGGGAAUCCAUGGUGGAGGCUGGAUCUUCCUCUUUUCCUCCUUUACCUGUAUAUUCGGUUGCUAAAAUUUGUCCCAACCAUCUAUUUUUUAUAUUACUCAAUCGAUGGUUAAAGAAGUUUGAAAUUUUCCCACAUACUUAUUUAUAAUAUAUAAAAUUUGGAGC
Messenger RNA from Abrus precatorius (Indian licorice), 2362 nucleotides. Its product is annotated as calmodulin. Gene Ontology annotation, molecular function: enzyme regulator activity; calcium ion binding. The transcript has 2 exons. The record is from RefSeq and is a predicted model, not a curated record. The coding region runs from base 208 to 657 and encodes 149 amino acids. NCBI's taxonomy places the organism in Eukaryota, Viridiplantae, Streptophyta, Magnoliopsida, Fabales, Fabaceae.